AUGUCGCAUAUCGCAUUCUCACAAACCACUCAGAAUGGCAAUCUCGCCGCCCCGAGAGACUCCCUCGAACUCGCCUCGCUCGCCUCUUCCUCGCCCGCCUCAGUAGACGGGACCUCGCGCUCCUCGUCACCAGAUGGCAUCUCGUCCUCGCGCAAGCUCUCGCUCGAAGACGAAGACCCGCUCGCCGAAUCUCACCUCGAUGCCGGGCUAGAUUCGGGCCGUCAGCGGCCCAUGCGAUCUUAUUCGGUCUCUUCAGCCUUUGAUUUUGGACGAAAUCUCUUCCCACUCUCGCAAACACAGGCUGGAUAUGCUCCUCUGGGGUCGCCGACGGCGCUGGAUCAGCAGGUGGAUGGCUCGUUGGAGAGAAAUAAGACCUUGACAUACCUGAAUGGUCUGUCGCUGAUCGUGGGGCUCAUUAUUGGAUCGGGGAUCUUCUCGUCUCCAAGUGCAGUGAAUGCGCACGCUGGAUCACCGGGCGCAUCGCUCAUUGUUUGGACAGUGGCCGGGGUUUUGGCCUGGACGGGCGCGGCCAGCUACGCAGAACUGGGAGGUGCGAUCCCGCUCAACGGCGGCGCGCAGAUUUACUUGUCUAAGAUCUUUGGAGAAUUGAUGGGCUUCCUCUUCACAUGGUGCGCGGUGUUGGUCCUGAAGCCUGGGUCUGCCGCAAUCAUCUCCAUUAUUUUCGGCGAGUACGUCGUGCGUGCGUUUAUCGGUGCCGACGUGGAAAAUGUCAGCCCGUGGAUCAACAAGGGCGUCGCAUUUGGCGGCCUCCUUGCGGUGACUUUAUUCAACUGCAUUUCUACCAAGGCUGCAACUCGCCUGGGAGACCUGCUCAUGUUCUUCAAAUUUGUUGCCCUGAUUGGUGUCACUGUGACGGGCAUUGUGGUGGCUGUGACGGGGCUCUCUUCUCAAGGCAGCGCAAGUAAGGACUGGAAGACGAGCGGCUGGUUUGAAGGAACAAGCACAGAAAUCUCCGAUUUUGCAGUGGCCCUGUACGCAGGACUCUGGGCAUUCGACGGCUGGGAUAAUACGAAUUACGUGACGGGUGAGUUCAAAAACGCAAAGCGCGACCUGCCGCGAGUGAUCCACACGGCAAUGCCGCUGGUCAUCAUCUGCUAUCUGCUCGCCAAUGUCGCGUACUUUCUGGUCCUGGAUCACGAUACUCUUCAGACCAGCAACACUGUUGCCGUCCAGUUCGGUGGGAAAGUAUUCGGUCGCGUUGGCGCCCUCAUUCUCGCACUGGUUGUGUCAGGCAGUUGUUUCGGCUCCCUAAACGCGACCACCUUCACCAGCGGCCGACUGGUCUACGCAGCCGGUAAAGAAGGCUACCUACCGUCACUAUUCGGGCGCCUCGGUCUGCGUAACGAGACUCCCUCCUCAGGUCCCCCAGGCGGUGGCCGACUCCAGCGGCGCUCCUGGGCUCGCAAGUCCAUCUCGAAACUGUUUGGGGACGAGUCCCGUCUUGGAUUCACCCCAAUCAACGCCAUGGCCUUCAAUGCAGCCUUGACAACCAUCUAUGUCGUCAUGGGCGAAUUUAAGACAUUGGUAACAUUCUAUGGUGUGGCAGGCUACACCUUCUAUUUCCUGACCGUGCUGGGCUUGAUUGUCCUACGCAUCCGUGAACCCUACCUGGAACGCCCAUAUCGCACGUGGAUCUCCACCCCGAUCAUCUUCUGCUGCGUCAGUUUGUUUCUCUUGAGUCGCGCCGUCAUCGCCGAGCCAUUGCAGGCCCUCAUCGUGGUCGUCUUUAUUAUCACCGGUAUCCCGGUAUACUUCUGGCGCAUCUAUCAACGAGACGGCAAGGAUGCGCUUCCAAGUUGGAGGUUCUGA
Penicillium lagena is the source of this 1830-nucleotide messenger RNA. Its product is annotated as putative amino acid transporter. Gene Ontology annotation, molecular function: L-amino acid transmembrane transporter activity. The coding region runs from base 1 to 1830 and encodes 609 amino acids. Lineage: Eukaryota; Fungi; Ascomycota; Eurotiomycetes; Eurotiales; Aspergillaceae. Gene Ontology annotation, biological process: amino acid transmembrane transport. The transcript has 2 exons. The record is from RefSeq and is a predicted model, not a curated record. Gene Ontology annotation, cellular component: membrane.